GCAGCGUAGGCGGUUAGGUACGGCCCACCCUUUUCAACUGCUAAUAAAAGACUCGGCGUGCAUCACUGGUAAACAGAGGACCAGCCAGUCUACAGAUACUUUGCAGAUUCCAGACUCACCGACAUGGGAGAUAAAGUGUUUGGCCAGGCUCUGCUGACUGAAGCCGCCCGUGGGGAUGCAAUUAUAGAUAUGGGCCCGGACAAGUCUGUGCUCAUCCUCAUCAAACACUGCCAGGAUAUGAAGAGACAGGAAACGCGCCUCAGGAUCAUCACUCUGGUCUUGCUGCUCAGCUGUACCGCUCUGUUCAUUGUUGCCAUCUCUGCUGAUUUAUGGAAACAUGGAAAUUCUGGAUCUAGCGGACAAGAGAGUGCCGUAGAGCCACCUCCAGCCAUGUCCAAGCAAGAGAGUGUUAUCCCUACAGCCAAUCCUCGAAAAACCAUCCAAAGACUGCACAUUGAUCUCAUGUCUCUAGCUGCACCCAACAACUCUGAUGGACAAUACUUGAAAUGGCAUGUCAUGUUUGGUGAAGACUACAACAAAGAGAAAGGUGCCAUUGUCAUUCCUGAGGACGGUUUCUAUUUUGUCUAUUUGAGUGUUACAUUAAGCUGCAGCGAUGAGGGAGACUUCAACGGGUUCUACGCAGUGCUGUACAACUGGAAUGAACAUUACGACGAUAAUAGAGACAUGAUGGAGGCUAGGGAUAGAUGCACUUCAGAAGGGAAAAAGAGUGUGUUUGUGGCGAAGCUUCUUCACUUGUUAAAAGGAGAUCAUUUGAGAGUGAGGAUCAUCAAGGGCUACAAACUGAUCGACAAAUCAUCAUUUGGGGCAUAUUUUGCAUAGAGAAUAUGCCUGUUUGGUGGAUGGGUCCAGUGUCUUAGUCUCAGUAAUGUAUGUUAAAGUAUUUUUUCAUUAAAAGCUAAUUUCGGGUUAUUUAUCAUCACUCAUUUCUAUGCUUUGUUUUACAGCACUUCCGUUUCAGACCUAAAGAGGAUCUAUUAUGCUAACUGUUAGG
Messenger RNA from Etheostoma spectabile (orangethroat darter), 1012 nucleotides. RefSeq lists its product as uncharacterized. The record is from RefSeq and is a predicted model, not a curated record. Gene Ontology annotation, molecular function: tumor necrosis factor receptor binding. NCBI's taxonomy places the organism in Eukaryota, Metazoa, Chordata, Actinopteri, Perciformes, Percidae. Gene Ontology annotation, cellular component: membrane. Gene Ontology annotation, biological process: immune response. The coding region runs from base 124 to 840 and encodes 238 amino acids. The transcript has 4 exons.